Molecule: messenger RNA, 2492 nt
Organism: Pocillopora damicornis (cauliflower coral)
Lineage: Eukaryota; Metazoa; Cnidaria; Anthozoa; Scleractinia; Pocilloporidae
Source: RefSeq, a predicted model, not a curated record
ACAACUGACAGCUGAGGUCGUAAUACAAUCCUUCAAAACAUCCUGCGUCACAUAGUGAUUGCAGAAUUCAACAAUAUUAAGCAUAUCACAUUUCUCUUCAGAGUCCUCAAAUAUAAACUGCUGGCGGACUCACACAUGACUGUCUGACAAAGAAAUAGAUGGCUUCACGGUUUCUCCAAGGAAAAAUCAAGGAUGUAGAAAGAACCAGUGAUUACACGCAUUCCGCUGUAAGGUCUUAGCUUAGAGAACUACCGCAGGGGAAAAAAACAGAUCAUUACAACCGAAGGAACAAAGAAGAGAAGACUAACCAGGACAGAGUUUUCUACAUAUUAUCAGUGGAUUCAGCGCACCAUCAGAUUUUUCAAGAUGUUACCUUCAACUCACAACAAGAAUAAAAAACGAAAACGUUUGGGUACGAACAGAAGAGUUAUUGAAGAAAUGAGUAACGAACGCUUUCUAUUGGAACAUGACCCAGCAGUUUGCCACGAUAGAUCGACGAACAGAGGCAAACCAUACCCCUCCCCUAACCCGUUCUCACCCUACACGUGAUGUUUGUUAAAAUGGUCUAUUGACGUCAUAUCAACAGUUGUGCUAAACUGCCAUGACAGAACUAGCGCUGUCCAAGGGACCAUCCUUGAACGACAGUUUCAGAGAUUUCGGAAAAACAAGACGAAGAGGCUUUUUUAAGUUCUUUAGUUGAAAGUGGUCUAGAAUACGGAGUGCAGGUACAAGAAAAGUAUUACCAAGCGAUCAACUUAACUCGAGAACAAACUCAUCGAACCACUUGCUUUAACAGCCUUGUCCACACGUAAACAAUAUUUUUCCGAAUUGUAUUGAGUUGAGAAGAUAUGGCCACCUCACAGCGAACCUGGCAACCAGAGAACCAAGAGCCAAAUCACGGAAACACCAGGGUUCUGCGCUAUUCACUAUGCAAGCUAAUCAGUGCAAUAGUAAGCCACCUGAAUCUGACCUCCGAACAACGAAUGGAAUCUCUCACAACAAGACAACCAACGGAGGAAAGUAAGCAAUUAUGGAAAACUCUGAAUUGGGAAUACCCAGGAGGAGCAGAAUACACGUGUAUUACAAGAACCCUUGAAAAGCAAAAAGAGCUACUUCAGCAUAUGUAUCGUCAGGGAGAAGACACCUCUCAGAAAGAACUUCUAGUACAGCUUUUACGAAAGAUCUGGAAAUAUAUCCAGUUGUCAAAAUUUACGAGGAUGGGGUUAUCUUCCAGUUUGCAUCAUCAAGACGAAUGGAAACUAUUUGUUUUGCCAAACAAAGGGGAUGAGAGUGAUACCUUCCAGCAACAAGUCGAGAAGUUGUUAUCCUUCUUAAAGAACGAAAUGGCUGAAUAUGACACACAGGUCUUGGACCAUUCAAGAAAUAAUGAGGAAAGCCUACUUCAAGAGUUUAACUCGUCUUACACACAUCAGGAAUUGUAAAAGAACUCCACAAGACCUAAGAAAGAACACCACAGUUUCUUUUUGAAGAAUUCAGAUGUCCUAAAAGUUUAUGAGAUAAAUCUUACUCUAGACUAACUUCUUUGCCACAAGCAGAUCACUUCACUUUCACUACCUCAAACCAUUUCGUGGGGCAGACUCUGCAAAGCCAUUUAUGUAUUCGGGUAAAAGAGAUCUUUUAAACUCGGAUGUACGUAUAUUUAUAUCAUAAUACAGGUUUAAACUAUCUCUUCUUUACUGAACUGUUGGUAUUUGUCAUACAGACACAAUUCAAAAUCUCGAGGUAAUUUUAGGUAUUAUGUUAGAAUUCAUUUCCUCAGAAAUUUAUAGUCUAUAGCCAUCUCGGGUGGGAAAACUUGAUUAUCUCAGUAUCCCACAACCCCCCUCCGCCUCUUACCCUUGACUCUUCCCCCCUGGCCAGGCUUACAAAGGCACGACUUUAAUUUCAGCAUUUUACUCUUGGGUGACCCUCAAAUUGGGGAAAAAUUUCCCAGUAUCAUUUGUCACAUAUCAUCGGUCGAAAGGAAGAAUUCACAAAACUAGAAAUCUAUUCAGUUGACAGAAAACAUGCCUUUGACUUGCUGGCUGUCACAGAAUAUAUUAUUCGCAUUUUCAUAUUCUAAAAGUCUGCUGUACUUAUAUAUAGAUACAUAAAUUAUUCUUCAGUUUUUAAACGUUAUGCAAGGAAGUGUAAAUAUUCGGAGUAUAAAUGAUAUUUUUUUCUGUAAGCUACUGCCUAGUUUCAUACCAACAUUUGUGUCUCGUUUGAUAUACCUGAGUCGAGAAGCAAUUUGUCUUUAAAGGUUGCUUGUUUCAAAUAUAAUCAAGUUGUUAGCUAUCGUAGCCGUUUUGGUAGUAAGUGAUUCAGAGCUUCCAUACUCGGUUAAAAUUUCUAGGAGCCGUCAUAUAUAGAUUUUAAGCUACAUUUAAAAAUACCAUAAGUCCAUUUUAAAAGGCUGAGAACCAAUAACACCUUUUCUAUGAAAAGAUAGCUAGUUGUGACGCUUUGAAAAACCUUAAACAUAUUUUGCC